This is a messenger RNA of Miscanthus lutarioriparius, 1986 nucleotides long. Lineage: Eukaryota; Viridiplantae; Streptophyta; Magnoliopsida; Poales; Poaceae. The record is from the annotation of a GenBank genome assembly.
AUGGCGCGCCAGCGGCUGCCGAUCGGCGGUGCCCGCGUGGCGGUCCCGUUCGUGGUGGCCGCGCUGCUCGCCGCCGCGCUGCCUGGGCUCGUGGCGCAGGACCUGGCGGGGGACCGCUUGGCGCUGCUGGCGCUGCGGGACGCGCUGGACAGUGGCCGCCUCCUCCCGUGGAACACCACGGAGCCGUCGCCGUGCGGAUGGCACGGCGUCGUGUGCAGCAACCAGACCCAGGCCGUGCCCCAACGCGUCGUCGAGCUGCGGCUGCCCGGGAAGCGGCUGAUCGGGACGAUACCGCUAGGCACGGUGGGGAACCUCACCGCGCUGCAGGCGCUGUCGCUCCGGCACAACGGCAUCACGGGGGGUAUCCCGGCCGAUAUCGGCAACUGCGGCCAGCUGACCGUGGUGAACCUCACGAGGAACCAGUUCACCGGCGCCGUGCCGGAGGGCUUCUUCUCGCUCGCGGUGCUCAGGAAGGUUGACCUCUCACAGAACCGCCUCACCGGCGGCGUGUCGGAGGAGUUCAACAGGCUCAAGCAGCUGGACACGCUGCUCCUGGACAGCAACGACUUCGCCGGCGCGCUUCCGCCGGGGCUUUACCUUCCCAGCCUCUCGCGCUUCAACGUGUCGUUCAACGCGCAGCUCACUGGCCCCGUGCCGGCGUCUCUCGCCAGGAUGCCCGCGAGCGCGUUCCAAGGCACGGCGCUCUGCGACGGGCCUCUCCCCACGUGCCCCAACUCCACGCCCCCGGCGCCUCCGCCGGCGUCUCCGUCUGCGGGUGGCGGAAAGAAGAAGCCCCUGUCCCGUUGGGCAAUCGUCGGCAUCAUCGCCGGCGCCGCGUUCGUUCUCCUGCUCAUCGUGGGGCUCGUCGCCUCCCUUCGCCGACGCCAGGCGGCGGCGGCGGCGGGGAGGCCCGCGGAUGCUGCGGCGGCCAACGUGCACGAGGCCACCGCGCCUAUAACGGUGACCUUGGCGAGGACGGACAGGGACGCCGUGAAGCAGUCGCACGCCCCGCCGCUCGCGCCGGCGAUGAUCGGCGAAGGCAAGAAGCUGGUCUUCCUGGGGAGCGCACCGGAGAGGCCAUACGACCUGGAGACGCUUCUGCGGGCGUCGGCCGAGGUGCUCGGCAAGGGCCAGCACGGCACCACGUACCGCGCCACGCUCGACGGCGGCGAGCCCGUCCUCGCCGUCAAGCGGCUCCGCGAGGUGCACCUCUACGAGAACGAGUUCCGCAACAAGGCCACCGCGCUUGGUGCGCUCCAUCACCACAACUUGACCCACCUGCGCGCCUACUUCUACAGCAAGGAGGAGAAGCUCCUCGUCUACGACUUCGUCGGCGCCGGCAGCCUCUCUGCCCUCCUGCACGACGGAGGCGCGGAGGGCCGUGCGCGGCUGGACUUCACGGCGCGCGCGCGCAUCGCGCUGGCCGCGGCGCGCGGCGUGGCGUUCAUCCACCAGGGCGGGGCCAAGUCGUCGCACGGCAACAUCAAGUCAUCCAACAUCGUCGUCACCGCCACGCGUGACGGCGCCUACGUCUCCGACUAUGGCAUCGCGCAGCUUACGGGUGCCGCGGCGCCACCGAGGCGGGGCGCCGGGUACCACGCUCCGGAGGUGACAGACGCCCGCAGCGUGCCGCAGAGCGCCGACGUGUACAGUUUCGGCGUCGUGGUGCUGGAGCUGCUCAGCGGGCGCGCGCCCCUGCACGCGCUGCCGGAAGGCGCCGACGGCGUGGACCUGCCGCGGUGGGUGCGGUCCGUUGUGCAGGAGGAGUGGACGUCCGAGGUGUUCGACGCCGCCGUCGCCAACGAGCCGCGCGUCGAGGGGGAGAUGAUGCGGCUGCUGCAGCUCGGCAUUGAGUGCACCGAGCAGCGCACCGACAGGCGACCAACCAUGGCCCAGGUGGAGGCGAGGAUCGAGCGCAUCGUCGAGGACGCCUGCCGGAAAGCCGAUUUCAGCAGCACGGACGGCAGCCGGAGCGUUUCGGCGUGA